AAGUUAGUCGACACAGGAAAUAAGGAAGUAAUAUAUGACGGUGUAGUCAUAGUAGUGGUGACCUUUUGUGUCCUCAAACGUCAGUCUGUUACAAGCAAUUGGCCUGUUAACAGUAUAACUUAAAAAAAAAAUUUGAAUUUCUUUCAAUCCUCAUAUUGACAACUAAAUUCAAUAAGCCUGCAAAAAUGGUGUGGAUAACCAACGACGAUAAGAUGUCUGGAAAACCAGUGGCAACGGGUUUAGUGGCACAAAGUCAUUUGGAUCAUAUGUGCGCACUCGAUAUUAGUACACAAACAUCAUUUGUUCGUUUAUCAGGUAUUAUUUGUACAAUUGGACCAGCUUCAAGAUCAGUGGAAAAAUUGGAGCAAAUGAUUGAAACUGGAAUGAAUAUUGCCCGAAUGAAUUUUUCCCAUGGAUCGCAUGAAUAUCAUGCUGAAACAAUAGCAAAUGUUAGAGCUGCACAAAAAAAUCUUUCAACAAAAAAUGGUCUCAAUAUACCCGUGGCAAUUGCCCUCGAUACCAAGGGUCCUGAAAUUCGUACCGGUCUUCUUGAGGGAGGUGGCAGUGCUGAAGUUGAACUAGUCAAGGGACAAGAUUUUAAACUUUCCACGGACAAGGCGUAUCUUGAAAAGGGAAAUAAUAAAAUUGUUUACGUUGAUUAUGAUAAUAUUUCAAAAGUUUUAAAAUCAGGAAAUCGUGUUUUUGUUGACGAUGGAUUAAUAUCAUUGAUUGUCAAGGAAGUUGCUGCUAAUGAAGUUUUAACAACUGUGGAAAAUGGUGGAACACUUGGUUCACGUAAGGGUGUAAAUUUGCCUGGUGUACCAGUUGAUUUGCCCGCUGUUUCCGAAAAGGAUAAAUCUGAUUUAACAUUUGGCGUUGAACAAGAGGUGGACAUGAUUUUUGCCUCAUUCAUUCGUAAUGCAGCGGCGCUCACUGAAAUUCGUGGAAUUCUCGGCGAUAAGGGAAAGAAUAUUAAAAUAAUAUCGAAAAUUGAAAAUCAACAGGGAAUGACAAAUCUCGAUGAGAUUAUUGAAGCAUCUGAUGGUAUUAUGGUUGCUCGUGGUGAUCUUGGAAUUGAAAUUCCCCCAGAGAAGGUAUUUUUGGCACAAAAAUGUAUGAUAAGCAGAUGUAAUAAAGUGGGAAAACCAGUUAUCUGUGCAACUCAAAUGCUUGAAUCAAUGGUUAAAAAACCAAGAGCAACUAGAGCCGAAACAUCUGAUGUUGCUAAUGCAAUUCUCGAUGGAGCCGAUUGUGUUAUGCUUUCGGGAGAAACUGCAAAAGGUGAAUAUCCUUUGGAAUGUGUGCGUACAAUGGCAAAUAUUUGCAAGGAAGCUGAGGCUGCAAUUUGGCAUAAUCAACUUUGCAGUGAUUUAACAAGUAAAGUUCUUCCUCCAAUUGAUGCAACUCAUUCGGCAGCAAUUGCAUCUGUUGAAGCUGCUCACAAAUGUUUAGCAAGUGCCAUUAUUGUUAUUACAACAUCUGGACGAUCAGCGCAUCUUAUUUCUAAAUAUCGACCACGUUGUCCAAUUAUUGCUGUAACUAGAUAUCCACAAGUUGCAAGACAGGCACAUCUUUAUCGUGGAAUUUUGCCACUUCAUUAUGCAGAUACACCAUUGUCUGAUUGGCUAAAAGACGUUGAUGCGCGUGUUCAAUUUGGUCUCGAAUUUGGAAAAAGUCGCGGUUUCGUACAAACUGGAAAUUCCGUUGUUGUUGUCACUGGAUGGAAGCAGGGAUCCGGUUUUACGAAUACUCUUCGCAUUGUGAGUGUCGACUGAAUCGAUUCUAGAGGACAAGAAUUGAAAGUAGAGAAAAAAAAAACAUGAUCAGCAGCCAUAAUAAAUGUUUAACAGUGUGCAUAUGUAUUUAAAGUUAAUGUCAAUAUUAUUUGUUAUUUAAUUCAAUCCGUGAACUGCUCUUUGCUGUUUCAUCUAUAAUACCUUAGAUAUGCAGUAUUAUAAAUUAUUAGAUAUUUUAAAUUGUAUACUGCACACAAAUAAAUUUUAAUUCAUUAUUAUUAUUAUCAUCAGACUCAAUGUUAUAUUCAAGAGAAUUGAAAAUAAAUUAAUUCAAAAUUAAAAAAAAA
Molecule: messenger RNA, 2083 nt
Organism: Leptopilina boulardi
Lineage: Eukaryota; Metazoa; Arthropoda; Insecta; Hymenoptera; Figitidae
Product: pyruvate kinase-like
Exons: 8
Coding region: 186-1775 (529 amino acids)
Biological process (GO): glycolytic process
Cellular component (GO): cytoplasm
Molecular function (GO): potassium ion binding; pyruvate kinase activity; magnesium ion binding
Source: RefSeq, a predicted model, not a curated record